Trematosphaeria pertusa is the source of this 1569-nucleotide messenger RNA. RefSeq lists its product as uncharacterized. NCBI's taxonomy places the organism in Eukaryota, Fungi, Ascomycota, Dothideomycetes, Pleosporales, Trematosphaeriaceae. Bases 1 to 1569 code for a protein of 522 amino acids. The transcript has 2 exons. The record is from RefSeq and is a predicted model, not a curated record.
AUGCGUGCGGACCGGCCGUCUCCCGCAGGCGUGCACUGUGCUCGACCCGCUCACUGGACGGAGGAUGCAGAUCCGCAGGGGCCGCUUCAGGCGAUCCAUGCGCACGGCCGAUGGCGACGGUCGCGGGUUUGGGCCUGUUUCUUCGGUUUGGCGGGCGGCGGGCGGCGGAAACAUGUUUCUCGCGCGCGUUUUGGCAGCUGCUGGACCGCAAUUGCGCUUGCAACAACGGCAUCUGCAGUGUCCAACGCGAAGAUCUGGUCGCAGUGCCUCGAGAUCCGCGUGGCCUUUUCGAACAACGUGUGUGCCGCACCCUUCCUCCACCGCCGCGCCGGCCCUUUCGACCGCGAAUUCGCGCCUGAGCCCAACAGAGACCAGCUGCCGGGGCAGAUCUGUGGCCUCGUCGGUGGCUACGUCCUCACAGUACUUAUUUGGGGGAUCCUCCUCCUCACUGUCGGCCGCAGAAUGCGUCGAAAGACUGAGAACUCCCCAAGGACCUUGGAGCUUGAGCUUGUCACGAAGCAGCGCCCGAGUCUGAAGAGUCCUACAAGCCCCGGGAGCGCGAAGAGCUGGAUGAAGAAGACUUUUAAGAGGGACAAGCCGACCGAUUCGGCGAUUGGAAGUCCGCAGAGCCCUACUGUCCAGUCGCCGAGUAGCUUUGAUCACAAGGUUCUGGAGGCGGAUAAGGAAAGAGCGCAGGCGGAAAUGGAACGACUCUAUGCUGCUGUCAUGGACCACGAUAGGAAGAAGAGCUACUCGCAGGUCAGCACUGAGGAGGCGGAAUUGACUGAGCGCCGCCCAUCCGCUAUCAACACCUCCCGCGAUCGCGCCUCAUCCAACCCCGGUUCCCCCGUCAAAGCGAUCUAUCCUCCCGGCUACCAGCACAACGGCCCGCCGACCGCUCCUCUACCCCGCGAGCGACCCUCCAGCCCACGCAGCAUCCUCUCCAAGAAGUCGCACCACUCCAACACCUCUUCGAGCAGCAAGACACGGUUCAAUCUUAAGAACCUCCGCAUCAGCGGCCCCAUCCAGAAAUACCCCGGUGAAAAUCCCCACGACGAGGCGCGCACACCGCUCUCCCCACGCUUCUACAACCCUGGUGCGCCGCCUUCGCCUCCUACCCAACAGCACUCUCCGACAACCCCACGCGACGGCGACGAAGAUUACGAGAGACUCGACGAAGUGCAGCCCCUGCCUCGUCCGGCGCCCCAGCGAGCUGGCUCGUCCACCCACUCUCCCACAUCAGCCUCCCACCCUCAACCCACCAAGUCAGCCACCUCGUCCGCCUCCUCGCUGCCUUUGCGUGGCUUCCAAGAACCGCUCAAGUCCCCCGAUCUACGCACGACAGUGCUCGACAGGCGCGUCGAUAAGCUGAGCAUGACGACGCCCAAGACCGGUGUCCCAUACACACCAUACAGCCCCUACAUGCCGUUCACUCCCGUCACGCCCGUGACUCCGCAUCUAGUGACAAAGAAGGAGCGCAAGAUGAUGAACAAGAUGGGCGGCCGGAAGAGGCAGGGCGGUGACGAUAUAGUGCAAUCUCCGAAGGAGAUCUUUGGGGAUGCAUGGUAG